GGGGGCUGGGAUCAGUCCCGGGGGUGCUGGGGUGGGAUCAGUCCCGGGUGGGUGAGCAACCCCCAGGUGUGUAGUGGGGGUCCCGGAUGGGGGGGGAUCGGUCACGGGUGGGUGUCACCGUGCAAGGGGCAGCCCCGCCGCCGAGCCCCGGGGCGGGGGGUGGUCGCGGCGGGCGGGGCGGGGCGGGGCGGCGGGGUUAUGUAAGGCGGGCGAUUACCGGGGACGGGGCCCGGGGCGCGGCCGGGCGGCGCCGCGAUGGGAGCGACGAGCAGCGGCCCCGGCCCGACCCCGGCUCCGGUGCGGCCCCCCCAGGGCCGCGCCGUGGGGUCGUGGGUGCGGGCGCUGUUGAGCCGAGCAGGGUCGGUGCCGGUAUCGGUACCGGUGCCGGUACCGGGGCUCGCCUUGGCCCCGCGGGGCCCCGCCGAGGAGCCGCCGCUGCCCGGGUGGCCGCUGCCGCAGCUCGUCUCGUUGUUCCUGCCGGAGUUCCCCGUCCGCCCCUCCGCCCGCCAGCAGCAGCUCAAGAUCCUGGGCUUCGUGGCCAAAGGCUCCUUCGGGACCAUCCUCAAAGUGCUGGACUGUGGGAGGGAGAAGGUCUGCGCCGUGAAGGUUAUGCCCAAGGUGGAGGUGCUGCGCCGUGACACCCUCAAACAGUGCAAAGAAGAAGUCAGCAUCCAGAGACAGGUCAGGCACCCGUUCGUCCACGGGCUGGGGGACAGCUGGCAGGGCCAGCGCCACCUCUUCAUCAUGUGCACCUACUGCAGCACCGGGGACCUGCACGCGCUGUGGCGCGCGGCCGGCUGCUUGGCCGAGGCCACCGUCCGCCUCUUCGCCGCCGAGCUGGUGCUGGUGCUGGUGUACCUCCACGACCUGGGCAUCAUGCACAGAGAUGUCAAGAUGGAGAACAUCCUCCUGGAUGAGAGAGGGCACCUCAAGCUCACUGAUUUCGGCCUCUCCCGGUACCUGCAGUGGGGCGAGCGAGCCCACACCAUCUGUGGCACCCUGCAGUACAUGGCCCCAGAGGUGCUGAGCGGGGGGCCCUACAGCCAUGCAGCCGACUGGUGGUCCUUGGGAGUCCUGCUCUUCGCCCUGGCCAGUGGGGAGUUCCCUGUGGCUCCAGCGGGGGACCAUGUGGCCAUGCUGGAACGUGUCAAACAGAGCAGCUACGAGAGCCCACCCGAAUUCAGCCCCGAGCUGGCCCGGCUGCUCGCCGAGCUGCUGUGCCACAACCCCCUGUACCGCCUGCGCUACCUCCACCACUUUCAGGGCCACCCCUUCUUCCGCGGGGUGGCCUUCGAUGCUGACCUGCUGCAGAAGGACCCGGUGGUGGUGGCAGUGGCCCCGCGACCCCCCGAGCAGCCCCCACCCGACCCCGCCACUUUCGCCGACUUUGACUACGACCUCGCUGCCCCCCCGGACCGGCCCUGGCCUGGCUGAGCCACCACGGCUGGGACCCUCGGCAUCGCUCAGGGACAUCCCCCUCCCCCGGCAGCGGGUCGGACCCUGCUGGGCCGGGUCCCCCAAGGGGUUACCCGGGUACCCCCCGAUCUCAUCCCCGGGUACCUCAACUCUGUACCUCUCCCCGCGGGAGCAAUAAACCCGAGAGCCGCGGGCACCGCUGCGGGUGCUGCCCUGACUCGUGGUGGGCAAAGCGGGACCGCCGGGCCGGGGGCGCGGGGCUGGACCCCCUCCCGCGGGGCGGGGUGGGGCAGGUCUGGGGGGCCGUGUGGGGUGGUUUGCCCGAGGCAGGCGAUGCGGGAGGAGCUGAGUCCGGCUGCCCAUCCUUCUGUCCAUC
Messenger RNA from Motacilla alba alba, 1792 nucleotides. RefSeq names its product ribosomal protein S6 kinase related (gene RSKR). Gene Ontology annotation, biological process: protein phosphorylation. The transcript is spliced from 12 exons. Bases 256 to 1434 code for a protein of 392 amino acids. The record is from RefSeq and is a predicted model, not a curated record. Lineage: Eukaryota; Metazoa; Chordata; Aves; Passeriformes; Motacillidae. Gene Ontology annotation, molecular function: ATP binding; protein serine/threonine kinase activity.